This is a messenger RNA of Clonostachys rhizophaga, 1656 nucleotides long. The record is from the annotation of a GenBank genome assembly. NCBI's taxonomy places the organism in Eukaryota, Fungi, Ascomycota, Sordariomycetes, Hypocreales, Bionectriaceae.
AUGUCCAUCAGAAUAUCUCUUGAAAAUAAGCCCGAAUUCUACACCAAUCUUGAUUUCGUGUCUGGCAGAAUAAUCCUGAAUCUCAACAAAGCCGAGGCCAUUGGCAGCAUCGUCGUGAAGCUCGAGGGCGAGGCCAUCACUGCCCUGCAGGUCCCUCACCCUCAUCAAGAUGGCGGGGCACAGAGGCAAGGCCCUCCCCCAGGCCCUCCUGGCACCGUUGUGAGCGAGAACCACAAACUACUCUACAAGGUACAGCAGGUCUUUCCUGAUGAGUACUACGCCAGUGGCAACAGCCCCUACGGCGCAUAUCCGCUUCAGCCUGGUGAACAUGAGUUUCCCUUCCAGUUCAAGCUACCUAUCAACAAUGCAUGCAGUGAUCCUAUGGCCAUGUCCAAGAUUGGGGGCAUAGGCGGAGUAGGCGGCUUUGGAUCCGGAGGUGGUCUCUUUGGAGGUGGCUUCAGGGUAAUGGACGGGAGCAAGCAGCUGUAUCUCAAGCAUGUCACCAAAACGCUGCCGCCGUCCGUGACUGGUUUCCCCAUGGAAGCCGAGAUUAGGUAUUAUCUCAAGGUUACAGUCCAGCGGCCAGGCCUCCUCAAAGAGAAUUGGCGUCAUCAGCUGGGAUUCAAGUUCCUCCCCAUUGAGCCACCUCGACCUCAGAAGACUGGCCAAGAGGGCUUCGCUCGCCGGCCAUUCACCUUCAAACCUAAGACGCCCCUUCCAACAGAGAAGAAGUUCAGUUCCAUGUUUAAAAAGAGCGAACCAUCCGACGGCGCUGAUUCUGCCCAGCCUCCGUCUAUCGAGAUCGCAGCAAGAAUACCCCACCCUCCCAUCCUGACUUGCAACCAACCCAUACCGCUGCGUUUAAUCGCCAAGAAGCUCGUCCCGAGCCCCGAGGAAGUAUUUCUUGUCUCAUUCGAGAUGAUUCUUCACGGCAUCACAGAAGUGCGAUGCCACAACAUCUACAACCGGAGGGUUAACAAAUGGGUCGUGGCAUCAAAUGCGCAACUCAACGUGCCACUGACAACCUCACCAGAAGACGAGGUCGGAAAGGAGACAAUCUUACCAGACGAUUUAUGGAAGGACAUGGCCCUGCCCAACACAGUGUCCCCUUCUUUCGUGUCAUGCAACCUGGUUCGAAGAUACGAGCUAGAAAUCAAACUUGGUGUAGCUUGGGGGCAGCCCGGCAAGUCGAACAAGACCUUCUCACGAGACUCGCCCAUGCCCCCCGUCAUAUAUCUUCCUCUGCACUUCAACAACAUCGAAGUAUACUCCGGCAUCAAACCACCGGCCGAGUUGCUCGAGGCCGCGAGGAACUCGCAGCCAGGACGGGCAACAUUCGGCAUGGGACCUCGGCUGCCUCCCCGGACCAACGCGCAAUCAGAGGCAGGGCCUUCUCGACCUCAGCCUCGGCCUGCAGCUCAGGCAGCGCAGUCGUCACAACAAGCGCCGGCCCAUCCACCUACAUACAACCCGCUAUAUCCUCCGCAGCUAGCAGCUGACAACCCCGAUGCUGCGUAUGACGACGCACCGCCCAGCUACGAUGAAGCUGUAGCAGAGAACCUGGCAGGCCCGUUCGAUGGAUUCCAGGAACGGCCAGCUUACAGCGGGAUAACAAAUGAGAACGCCCCAAGCCAGAUGCCUGGGGAAAAGAAUUGA